UCUGGGCGGGCGGACAGCCGGAGGCGGUGCUGACCCUAUUGCAGGCCGGGCCCCGGGCCCCCUACGUGGGGCGGAGCCGAGGGCACCCACAGGCAGCAGAGGGCGGGGGGCGGGGAGGAGACAGAGGGCGGGCGCGGGCGGGGGGUAGGGGGGAGGUGACUCAGCCUCGGCAGCCGCGGCCUCCGCUGCUGCUGCUGCCUCCGCCACCGCUGGCGCCUCCGCCGCCUCCGGCUUUCUUGGUGCGUGCCUCUGCUCGCUCCGCUGGCCGGGCGAGGGGAGAAAAUGGCGCUGCCCCCGGCCGCCGAGGCGGCGGCCCUGAGCCCCCCGGAGCCGCCCGGGCAGCCCGACGCCGAGGAGCCGCUAGCUAUGAAGCGCCUGGCGGAGUUGAGGCCGGAGCCCGGAGGGGUCCCCCUGCACUCCCCCUGGACCUUCUGGCUCGACAGGUCCCUCCCUGGUACCACAGCAGCUGAAUGUGCUUCAAACUUGAAGAAAAUCUACACAGUGCAAACAGUGCAGAUAUUCUGGAGUGUGUACAAUAAUAUUCCUCCUGUGACUAACCUGCCUCUAAGAUGUAGUUAUCAUUUAAUGAGGGGAGAGAGAAGACCACUCUGGGAAGAAGAAAGCAAUGCAAAGGGUGGUGUAUGGAAAAUGAAAGUCCCUAAGGAAAGCACGCCCACAGUUUGGAAAGAGUUGUUGUUAGCAACAAUCGGGGAACAGUUUACAGAUUGUUCUACAGCAGAUGAUGAUGUAAUAGGGGUUAGUGUGAGUGUCCGUGAUCGAGAAGACGUUGUUCAAGUCUGGAAUGUGAAUGCUUCUUUAGCAAGUGAAGCAACAGUCUUAGAAAAGAUCUAUGAACUCUUGCCACACAUAUCUUUCAAAGCAGUAUUUUAUAAACCCCAUGAAGAACAUCAUGCUUUUGAAGGUGGACGUGGAAAACAUUAAUUGCACUCUGUACAGAAUUCUUUGUCCUUGCUGGUUGGUUUUGGACAUGAUUUAAGCAGGAGGGAGAGUGGAGAAAAGACUUACUGGAGCAAGAUGCUGCCAUUUUAGAUGUGUUUUUUAUCCUCUCAGAUUGGGCAAUUAGCUCUCCAACUUGCAGAUGGCAAAGGAUUUGUGUUGACUUCUAACGUGAUAUUACUUGCUUUGGGCCUUUUAGAUUCUUUCUCUGUUCUUUUCAUUCUGGUUGUUAUUUCUCCCAUCUUUUUAGUUUCUCUUCAAUCUAAUUAUUGUUUUACAUAGACCUGUCUCCUUGAGGUACAAGGUUCUGGUUUCUCUUAAAAGGGCAAAUAGGCACAGCCCUGACAAUGCUGCUCUUCCCGAUCAUGUUAUCCAUAAAGGAGACUGGCUUGGGGAACCAGGCAUUUUAAUUUUUUGUGGUGAAACAUUCCUAUCAAAAAAUUUUUUUUGCUCAUUUUUUUGUUUCAGGAGAAAGGGAAAUUGUACUACAUGUUCUAACGUAAAGUGAUCUGAUUUUGCACUGACAAGAGUACAAGCAUUGGUGGGUUAAAGGUUUGGAGUUAGGGGAAUUUUGUUUGUUUUUUUACAAAACAUAAGAUCAAAAAAUGAUUUAUGGUGAAUACCAUGAGUACCUUUUCACAAUGAUCCACUCUGGGAAUAUUUUUAACCAGGACCUCAUUUGGUUUUUUGAAAGCAUUACUUAAGAAUAUAAGAGGGGGCUUUCACUUCAUAGGAAACCUGAUGCUUCUUUUGAAAAAGGGAGGUGAUAAUGUAAUUGCUCUGAAUUAAGUUUGUUGCCUUCUGAAUUUGGGGUAUAGGUACCUACUUAAGGUUUUUCAAAUCAAUCCUAAAGCAUUUUGCUAAAUGGAUUUUCAUUUUUAAUUUGUGUUCUGUGUAGUUUCACAUUAUUGAUAGUGCUCUAAGGGAGCACUUUUUUUCCCCUCCCUUUUUCAUUUAGGAACAGAAAGUUAAUUCUCAUUUGCAGUGUAAAUGUGAAUAUUUACAAAGUUGAACUCUGACUGCAUUUUAUCCAUAUUAAUUAUUGGAAUUGUUGAUGUAUUUUAUUAUAUUACCAAAGAACUAUUAAUUUUAGCUGUUUGGGGUUUUUGUUUUUGUUUUUAUUUUUUUUUUUUAAAUAAGAAACUGCAGAGUAGAAACAAAUGUACAGGCUCUUCUUUCCCCCCCACUGAAUGACAUUAGUGUUUUCACUUGGGAAUUGUUCAUAUUGCACUGAUAUCCAUAUCUUUUUUCUAGAAAGUCUUUGUCUAUACCUACCUGGAAAAAGCACAAGAAUUUUUGGUGUGCUUUUUUUUUUUAAACUGUUUCUUUUUUUUUUUUUUUUUGCUCUAUUUCAGGAUUAUUGGCAAGUAACAUAAGGUUAUAAAUCUUGUAACAGGGCAAAGGAUUCAGCACCACUGUUUUGCCCAAUAUUUCUAACUCCUCUUUGCAAAGUUGAACAGCAAAGAUGUGAUUUAAAAUAGUCAUCAGAAAUAUAUGUUUAUAAAUAAAUAAAGUUUUCCAUUUAACAUUUUUAGAAUUCCAGCUGUAUUUAUAAAUAAUAAAUUGUGCAGUUCACUUACAUUAUCAAUAAAAAACUUUCUAAAA
Antechinus flavipes (yellow-footed antechinus) is the source of this 2562-nucleotide messenger RNA. RefSeq names its product eukaryotic translation initiation factor 4E family member 3 (gene EIF4E3). The record is from RefSeq and is a predicted model, not a curated record. The transcript is spliced from 7 exons. Lineage: Eukaryota; Metazoa; Chordata; Mammalia; Dasyuromorphia; Dasyuridae. The coding region runs from base 283 to 942 and encodes 219 amino acids. Gene Ontology annotation, cellular component: eukaryotic translation initiation factor 4F complex. Gene Ontology annotation, biological process: translational initiation. Gene Ontology annotation, molecular function: RNA 7-methylguanosine cap binding; translation initiation factor activity.